CAAUUUUAUGUGAUAAAAUAUGCUCAUGCGUCAGUCAGGAACAUAUUCUAAACUUGAUGCACAGUCGACUGCUCACACUGCCUUGGAACCGGUUCAUGCCUUCGUUUCAGGAUAUCGAUCUUAUGCUCAGAGUUGUAGAUCAAUUCUUGCCCGAUUGUCACACAUUUUUGGAGCGAUUUUCAUCGAAGUACAUUGGUACAACCUAGUCCAGCAUAUCACCGCCAACUGCUCGCCUCAGGCCGCGUCCAAAGCGCACAGUGCCCUUCUACAUCUUCUAGUCAAACUUUCGAACGAACCUAACAUCAGACAGGUACGCCAAUAA
Messenger RNA from Nilaparvata lugens (brown planthopper), 322 nucleotides. RefSeq lists its product as uncharacterized. Bases 20 to 322 code for a protein of 100 amino acids. NCBI's taxonomy places the organism in Eukaryota, Metazoa, Arthropoda, Insecta, Hemiptera, Delphacidae. The transcript is spliced from 2 exons. The record is from RefSeq and is a predicted model, not a curated record.